Triticum urartu is the source of this 1369-nucleotide messenger RNA. RefSeq names its product protein neprosin-like. NCBI's taxonomy places the organism in Eukaryota, Viridiplantae, Streptophyta, Magnoliopsida, Poales, Poaceae. The record is from RefSeq and is a predicted model, not a curated record.
UGCAUAUUUAUUUAAUACACACAAAAUAUAUGACAUUAAUUACAAUAUUUUGUGUGCAUUAAAUAAAGAUUUGCACAAUAUUUAGUUAAUUUGUAUGGUUUAUCUUGCCACGUACUAGAGAAAGACACAUACAUAUGGUCUAUAUAUCUGGUUGCCCAUAGUGAUCUUCAUCUGUUAUAUAUCAAUAUGUAUAGGCUUAGUCUACUUCGACGAGCAAUUGCCUUAUGUUUCUUUUAUCAUGCUCUUCAAACUAGAGGUGUUCGGUUCUUCCCUACCAUUCAAGAGGAAAAUGAUUCACUAGCCAAAGAUUUUGUCCAUGGUCCAGCCAAACAAAAUCUCAAAAGCUUGAAGUCAAACUCCACUGAGUUAAUAACUUCUGGAGGUUCUAGUUUAUGGGAUGAUCCCUAUUUUGUGUCACACCUAACACAUUCUGGAGGUCCCAAUGACAACUAUUAUGGCUUACAUGCCACCAUGGAUGUGUAUGGCCACGAACUAAAACAUGGCCAGUUGAGUUCGACUACGUUUUGGAUUAAUCAUGCCGGAGAUGGUAAAAAAUCAAGCUAUAAUGCGAUUCAAGUUGGCUGGCAUAUUAAUCCAGAACGAUAUGGCGACUCACAUCCUCACUUCUACACCCGUUGGACGAGAGAUAAUUAUGAUGCAACCGGCUGCUACAACAUGGACUGCCCUGGUUACAUACGGGUAGAUGGCGCUAUUAUAGCUCCGGGUGAUGCUAUACAUCCAGUUUCUAAUGUCCCUGAUGGACCUAGACAAAGUAUCACUCUGAGGGUGCUAAAGGACAAAAGAAGUGGAGAUUGGUGGGUGUAUUACGGCUUCAAUAAAAUCCCCACUGGCGUGGGAUACUUCCCUAGGUCGUUGUUUAGCUACUUAGCAGAAAAGGCAGACGGAAUGCAAUUUGGUGCAUUUGUUCAAGCUAAAAAAGCACUUCCAACUCCUCCAAUGGGCAGUGGUGCCCUCCCAAAUGGUGGUAAGGGUCGCGCCGCAUCAUUCAAAGACAUUAGAUUCAUUGACCAGGAUGGAAAUAGCAGCCCGAUCAAGGAAGACCUGCCCAUGUUUGUUACUGAUAGAAAAUGCCACUCUAUCACCCAUAUUGAUCAUGCUGAAUGCUUUUAUGGUGGUCCUGGAGGGUGUAUGAGAUAAGAUGUGAUACUUUGAGCUUGGUAUCACCUAGUGUUAGUUGUCAAAUAAAAUGGCAUGGGUGAUAAAAAUUAUGAAGAGAGUAUUCGCUACACUAUGAAAACCUUUGCUUGCAACAAACAUGCAUCCCUCAUACUUAAAUCGACCUAACCAUCAAAGGAGUUAUAUGGAAUACUUGUAUGUUUAGAUGUGAGGCAACAUAAUAAUUUUGUUG